Brugia pahangi is the source of this 345-nucleotide messenger RNA. Lineage: Eukaryota; Metazoa; Nematoda; Chromadorea; Rhabditida; Onchocercidae. The record is from the annotation of a GenBank genome assembly.
AUGACCUCACUCAGUCCCACAAAAAUGACCCGUAUGUGGACAGUUGUGGACCUUCUCAUUCCCUCACACCUCAAAUGGGUCGAUACCAGGGAUCGACCAGCAGUACUUUUUGCAAGAAUUCUGGAAAUUAAUUCUUCAAACUUAUGUCACACAGUGCUAUGGACGACUUUAGUUCCAGCAAUCAAAUGGUAUCACAAAAUUCACGUAAAAUACGAGAGACUUGUAGCUGAAAUGUCAUCGCCAUGGCUACCUUACCUAAUCCAAUUGGUCGCUAUGACACCCCUCCCAUGCCUCUACAAGCACGAUAAUCUCGGGCGGGUUGCAUUGCGAAAUGGGCAUGUUUGA